Messenger RNA from Ctenopharyngodon idella (grass carp), 4064 nucleotides. RefSeq names its product protein NLRC3-like. The coding region runs from base 443 to 3397 and encodes 984 amino acids. The transcript is spliced from 8 exons. Gene Ontology annotation, molecular function: protein binding. Lineage: Eukaryota; Metazoa; Chordata; Actinopteri; Cypriniformes; Xenocyprididae. The record is from RefSeq and is a predicted model, not a curated record.
GUUUCCAAACUGGAGUGGGUGGUUAUAAAUACAAAAUAAAGUCAAAGUAAUCACCCUGUGUACACUCCUGCUCAUAUUUCACAUCACUAGGAGGCUGAUGACAAGAGAAAAACUUGAUUUUUUUUUUUUGUUCUUGUUGUACAUAACUGGACUUGUAAGUGUCUUAACUUUGUCUGUAGGCUACAGCAAAAUAAAAUAGCAAUAAACACAAUUAAACCGGACAAAAUAUAACCUUUUAGCCAUAAAAACACGAAAAAUCAAGGAAAAAAACAUCAGACAGGCAAAUCUCGUGGUCUCACGAAUCCAGCCGCUUCGCUUCUGAAAUGCUUCUGGUGUGAGUUGACACCUCGCAGAGGACGGAACAAAACCUUGCCGGAGCCGUAACGAGCCGCAGACGCAUGCAGUGUAAACAAGGGAAUUGUCUGAGGACACUGCCUCUAAAAUGAGCCUCCAUGACAAGAAAGAAUGUGAAUUCAGUGAUGCAACAGUGACCUCUGACCCCAGUAUCAGCAGGACGAAGAGAGAGAGAUCAGAGUCAGUAAAGACUAACAACUCUAUGACGGAACCCCUUAAAUUCAGUAAUGGACCAGUGACCUCUGAACCUCUGGGGGAGAUACAUGAGACUCACAAUCAGACUUACAUCAGGAAGGACAACACAGAAGCAUUCCUGCAGACACUCAAACUGGAGACUGGAGACCUGCAGCUAGUCAAAGACCAGCACAAAACCAGCAUGAAGAACAAGUAUGAGAGAUUAUUUGAGGGAUUGAAACUCCAGGAGAAUGAAACCCUCCUGAACAGGAUCUAUACACAGCUCUACAUCAUAGAGGGAGAGAGUGAAGGAGUGAAUAAACAACAUGAGGUUUUACAGAUGGAGAAAACAGCCAGAACACAACACUCACAAGACACUCCAAUCAACUGCAAUGACAUCUUUAAAGCCUCACCUGAACCAGGAUGUAAGGAGAAACACCAGAUCAAGACUGUUCUUACUAAAGGCAUCGCUGGAAUCGGAAAAACCGUUUCUGUGCAAAAGUUCAUUCUGGACUGGGCUGAGGAAAAAGACAAUCAGGAUGUAGAUUUCAUGUUUGUGCUUCCAUUUCGAGAGCUGAACUUGAUCCGAGAUCAUCAGUACAGUCUUCACAGACUUCUGCUGGACUUUCAUCCUGAACUUCAAGAUCUGGACUCAAAGAUUUAUGAGGAGUGUAAAGUUGUGUUCAUCUUUGAUGGUCUGGAUGAAAGCAGAAUCACACUGAUGUUUUCUGAUGCUGAGAAAGUUUCUGAUGUGACUGAGACUUCAUCAGUGGGUGUAUUGAUGUCAAACCUCAUCAGAGGAGAGCUGCUUCCCUCUGCUCACAUCUGGAUCACCUCCAGACCCGCAGCAGCCAAUCAGAUCCCCUCAAAAUACAUCAACCGUCUGACAGAGAUUCAGGGAUUCAAUGAGCCUCAGAAGGAGGAAUAUUUCAGGAGGAGAAUCAGUGACGAGAAUCAAGCCAGCAGAAUCAUCUCACACAUCAGAAGAGCAAGAAGCCUCCACAUCAUGUGCCACAUACCCGUCUUCUGCUGGAUCUCAUCCACUGUGCUUCAGAAGCUCCUGAAAGAAGAUCUGAGUGCAGAAAUCCCUCAAACUCUGACUGAAAUGUACAUCCACUUCCUGCUGAUUCAGAUCAACAUGAGGAAUCAGAAGUAUGAAGAGAGAGAUCCCGAGAAACUCCUGCAGUCCAACAGAGACGUGAUUGUGAAACUUGCUGAAGUGGCUUUCAAUCAGCUGAUGAAGGGUAAUGUGAUGUUCUAUGAGGAGGACCUGAGAGAGAGCGGCAUAGACGUCACUGAUGCCUCAGUGUAUUCUGGGAUUUGCACUGAGAUAUUUAGGGAGGAAUGUGUGAUUCAUCAGAGGAAAGUCUACAGCUUCAUUCAUCUGAGUGUUCAGGAGUUUCUUGCUGCACUUUAUGUCUUUUACUUUUAUCUAAGUACAACAAUGGAGGGACUGAAGAGUUUAGUUUCAGUACAAAAUCUGCUUAAAGGAGCAGUAGAUAAAGCCAUUGAGAGUGAAAAUGGACAGCUGGAUCUGUUCCUGCGGUUCCUGCUGGGCGUCUCAUUGGAGUCCAAUCAGAGACUCUUACAGGAUCUACUGACACACACAGACAACAGUUCAGAUAGCAUCAGAGAAACCACACAGUACAUUAAAGACAAGUUCAAAGAUGGACAUGGAGUCUCCGCUGAAAGAUCCAUCAAUCUGUUCCUCUGUCUGCUGGAAGUGAAAGAUCAGACUCUGUCCAGACAGAUUCAGGAGUUUGUGAAAUCAGACAAACACUCAGAGAAGAAACUCUCUCCUGCUCACUGCUCAACAAUCUCCUACGUGCUUCAGAUGUCAGAGGAGGUGCUGGAUGAGCUGGACCUCAAGAAAUACAACACAUCAGAUGAGGGUAGAAGAAGACUGAUACCAGCUAUGAUCAACUGCAGAAAAGCCCUUUUUGCUGGCUGUAAUCUCACCGAACAGUCAUGUGAAAUUGUGACAUCAGCUCUUCAAUCCUCAAACUCUGUCCUGAGAGAGCUGGACCUGAGUAACAAUGACCUGCAGGAUUCAAUAGUAAAGCUGCUCUCUGAUGGAUUGAAGAGUCCAAAAUGUCAGCUGGAGAUACUGAGGUUGUCUGGCUGUAUGGUGACAGAGGAAGGCUGUGGUUAUGUGUCUUCAGCUCUGAGAUCAAACCCCUCACACCUGAGAGAGCUGGAUCUGAGCUACAAUCACCCAGGACAAUCAGGAGCCCAACUGCUUAAUGACAUUCUGAAGGAUCCAAACUACAAACUGCAGAUACUCAAUUUGGAUCAUGGAGGGCUCUUCAGGAUCAAAUCAGGAUUACAAAAAUAUGCCUGUGAUCUCACACUGGAUCCAAACACAGCGAAUAUUCACCUCAUUCUGUCUGAAGAGAACAGAAAGAUUAAAUAUGUGAAAGAUUGUCAGCCGUAUCCUGAUCAUUCAGAAAGAUUUGCUCAUAAUCCUCAGGUUCUGAGUCGAGAGAGUCUGACUGGACGCUGUUACUGGGAGGUUGAACGGGUCUCCUGGGCUCGUAUAGCAGUGGCCUACUCAGGAAUCGACAGGGAAGAAGAGACUGUCUGUUGGUUUGGAUACAAUGACAAAUCCUGGUGUCUUUUCUGCACUGAUAAUGGAUUUGUUGUCUGGCACGAUAACGAGAGCAUUAACAUACCGAGCCAUUUAACAAAAUCUAAGAGAGUAGGAGUGUAUCUGGACUGGCCGUCCGGCACUCUAUCCUUUUACAGCGUCUCUGACACACACCCACCAACACACUUACACACAUUCAACACCACAUUCACUGAACCCCUCUAUGCUGGAUUUGGGGUUUUUAAGUCUGAACUGUCACUGUGUCAGAUUCAACAAACAUAGGCUUAAAUGCCAAGGCAGACAGGAGUACAGAUGCAAUGGAGUACUGCUGUAACACUGAAUAUUUCCCUUCUCAUGCAAGUUGCACACAGAUGAUGAAUGUAUAUUUACAUUCACACUGGCGUGGGGACAGUUUCAGAAAAAAAAAAAAAAAAAAAAAAAAACAUUAUUAAUGUCCACUUUUAAUAUAUGGAAACAAGUCACUCAACAUUUCCACAAUCAUGCCACCACUUUGUUUGUGCCAGUCAACUACAUACAAAUCAGUGUAAUCUGAUGUCUUAUUUAUUUACUGAUUUAUUAAUUCAUUGUAUCUAUUUAUUAAAUAUCACUUUUAAAUUUAUAAGUUAAAAUAAUUGAAUAAUUUGAUGAAUGAAUAAUUACGCUUAUUCUCUCUCAUUUGGCCUGAUUAGGUGGGCAGAUCACAGUGUCUCUCACUUAUUCCUUUAUAGAACGGGAAGAAAGCUGGGCUCAGUUUAAAAGUUAGAAAUGCACACAAAAGAAACAAUUACAUUAUUUUCCUAACAUUUAUUGUGUUAUUCUUUAAAGUAAUAUAAAUUAAGGUUGUAGCAAUAUAGUAAAUGAAAAAUGUAGUACAUGUAAAAUGUAACAAAAUGUUGUAAAAUGCAAAUGGUUAAAGUUAUUAUAUCUAUUCCAUAAUAAAAGAACAAUU